UUGAAGGAGGGCAGAGAGCGAUCAUCUUCAACCGGGUCGGGGGGAUGCAGAUGGACACGGUCCUCUCUGAAGGACUGCACUUCAGGAUCCCCUGGAUCCAGUACCCCAUCAUCUACGACAUCAGAGCCCGCCCCCGGAAGAUCUCCUCGCUCACAGGAAGCAAAGAUCUGCAGAUGGUGAACAUCUCUCUGCGCGUGCUCUCGCGGCAGCUGGCCUCCAACACUGCCUUCCUCUACCAGCAGCUCGGACAGGACUACGAUGAGAGAGUUCUGCCCUCCACUGUCAACGAGGUUCUGAAGAGCGUCGUGGCAAAGUCCAACGCCUCGCAGCUCAUCACUCAGAGAGCACAGGUGUCGCUGCUGAUCCGCAGAGAUCUGUUCGAGCGAGCUAAAGACUUCAACAUCAUCCUGGACGACGUGGCCAUCACAGAGCUGAGCUUCAGCCGAGAAUACACCGCCGCCGUGGAGGCAAAGCAAGUCGCUCAGCAGGAGGCGCAGAGAGCUCAGUUCUACGUUGAGAAAGCACUACAGGACCAGAGACAUAAAAUCAUCCAAGCUGAAGGAGAGGCUACGGCCGCCAAGAUGUUGGGAGAGGCGUUGACGAAGAACCCCGGCUACCUGAAGCUGAGGAAGAUCCGGGCGGCACAGAGCAUCGCCAAGACGAUGGCGACGUCUCAGAAUAGAGUUUACCUGAACGCCGACAGCCUGGUGCUGAACCUGCAGGACAAAGACAACUUCAAUUCAUUGAUGGGGAAUUAAAGAGGAUUUCCCAUCAUGCCUUGUGGUCCGCAUCUACAGGAAGGAACGUCCGAUCUACUCUGUGAAGUUUACGCGUCACUAAAACUGACUAUUUUUGAAGGGGUCCUCUGGUGUUGGCUUCAGUUUCAUGUUUUACAAUCCUGUCGAUCUCUUUCAGAAUUAAGAAAAUGUUCUUUAUGUGAUCAAAUAAAUCCGUGCUUUUUCUUCAUAUAUAUUAUUUAUGUAGAUUUGGACACGGCAUAGAAGAAAAUAAACAACACAUUUGUAUUUCCUGUUCUGACUUCAGCAUCAUUUAGAAAGCUUGAAAUACAGAUGGAAGCACCAGUUCUGCAAAAUCACCUGAAGAUAAUAUUGUGGUUCUUAAAAUAAAGUUGUGACGAUAAACGGUGAGAAAACAGCUGAAAUAUUACUCAUUUAUUCUUAUUACGUUUGUCUUUAUUUCCUCUUCUCUGAUUAAUCUGCUGAUUUAUUGUUUAGUUUUGGUCUUUGUUCAUUUGAUAAAAGUUGAAGAGCUCAUGACGAUGA
Messenger RNA from Trematomus bernacchii (emerald rockcod), 1283 nucleotides. Its product is annotated as prohibitin-2-like. Gene Ontology annotation, cellular component: membrane; mitochondrion. Gene Ontology annotation, biological process: mitochondrion organization. The record is from RefSeq and is a predicted model, not a curated record. NCBI's taxonomy places the organism in Eukaryota, Metazoa, Chordata, Actinopteri, Perciformes, Nototheniidae.